This is a messenger RNA of Camelina sativa (false flax), 1111 nucleotides long. NCBI's taxonomy places the organism in Eukaryota, Viridiplantae, Streptophyta, Magnoliopsida, Brassicales, Brassicaceae. The record is from RefSeq and is a predicted model, not a curated record.
UUGGACGGGGGGGUUUAUUACACAGUUACUUUUCCUAUCUUUACAACUAAUGAAAGUUUGAUUUGCCGAUUAGAAAAAAAAAAAAUCUCAGAAUUAACGAUGCCUGUGAUUGAAAACGCGUUUCUAGGACUAGAAUCUAAAAGGGUAACAACAUCAAAUUGUGAUCACUUCUUCGUCCGUUACGGAAUCUGCUGUAACUGCAGAUCGACGGUAGAUAGAGAUUACGGCCGAGCAUUCGAUUAUCUCGUCCAUGGUUUACAGUUAAGCCACAAGGCCGUGUCGGCUACAAAAACCCAUACCACACAAUUGGCUUGUGAGAACGAGAAGAAACUUCAUCUAGUCCUUGAUUUGGACCACACCCUUCUUCAUUCCGUUACGGUUUCACGGCUUUCCAAAGCAGAGGAGUAUCUCUUGGGGGAAUCAUACUCAAGGAACGAUCUUUGGACACUCGGUACAGAGAUGUUGAUAAAGCUUCGACCUUUUGUGCACGAGUUUCUGAAAGAAGCCAACGAGUUGUUCUCCAUGUAUGUGUACACGAUGGGAAAUCGCGACUACGCUCAGGCUGUGCUGAAGUUGAUUGAUCCGAAGAAAGUGUAUUUUGGGGACAGAGUCAUUACCAGAGAGGAGAGUGGUUUUACUAAGACGCUUGAUCUUGUGUUGGCUCAUGAGCGUGGAGUUGUGAUUGUGGAUGACACUCGUCAAGUUUGGUCUGAUGACCACAAUAGGAAUCUGUUGCAGAUCACCAAGUACAAUUUCUUUAGAGAUUAUGAUCAUGUCGGGCCGAAAUCUUACGCAGAGGAGAAGAGAGACGAGAGUAGUAGCCACGGAUCAUUGGCUUAUGUCUUGAAAAUUCUCAAGGAAGUUCACCAAGGAUUCUUUAGUGGGGGUGAAUUACAUUCAAAGGACGUGAGGCUGUUGCUACAGGAAAAAGCAUAUUUGAAUCAAUAUUUGUUCUGAAAUCUAAGGCUGUGAUUGGAGUGGAGAUCUAUGUUUAGCGGAAUUCACUUUUUUCUUUUAGAAAAACGCACCUAAAAUAACAUUCACUUUUGUAUAAUAAAUUUGUAGUUUUGUAGAAAAAACAAAAAGUGACAUGUGCGGUUUUAGAAGUACA